CAUGACGUAGAAUCGAAUGAAAAAUGAUAUUUUACGACAGUUUCAAAUCGUAUUGCAGCAUGCGCGAUUUCGUCCCACGGGACUUACAUUUCCCGCGAAAAAACAAAAUGGCGGCAUCUGAGCUAGAUGGAAUGUAUCUGGAGAAUUUGGACGAAUUUGUCCACGACGAAGGAAAAGUGGUCACUUAUAAGUCCCUGAGCCAUACGUUGAAUGUCCAUGUGAACCAAGCCAAACAAAUGUUGUUCAGCUUCGUGGAAAAAAGCAGGAAAGACAAGAAGCCUGUUCAUGUCACUUAUCUGGUAAAUGGAAGACAGAAGACUGAAGAUGGCAUGGUGUGCAAAGUCUGUGUAGCCAAGGAUGGCAAUCUUGAGGCUGUCAAGUCGUCCCUUGACACAGUUUCCAGUGUCCAUGUGUACAGUGUGCAGAAAGCUGACCUGAAGGACUCUAAUCCACUAUAUAUGUCAGACUAUGACAUCAACAAGAACAUACAACUGUCUGCCAGUUUGAGUGCUGUUAAGUGCCCACAAGCCAAGCCUCGAGAUUCCGAUGAAAUCAACCAGCUUGAAGAGGAGAAGAGGUUGCAAGUGCUGUCCAGCUCCCAAGCGUCCAGUAGCAAGCAGCCAGUAACAGGCAAAGUCCAACCUAAAAAGGAGAGUGAGCAGUUGAAGGCUUCCUCUUCUACCGGAAGUGUGCCUCAACCAAAGACAGGGAAAGCUAAGGGUCAGGCAACAAUGGCACAAAUGUUUACAAAGAAGGCUACAAAGGAGCCAGAGACAAGUGAAACAGUGAAAACAGAGAAUGGAGGAAAGGAAAACAAGGAUAGCAAGAAUGUACCUGCCAGUGGAAAACCCAAACCUAAAAUGGGAGGAAUGAUGGCAUUCAUCAAUAAGAACCCUACAGUUAAAUCUAGUGACUCAAACAAAGAAUUGAGUAAACCAUCUGAACAGAAAAACGGAAAACAAGACAAAAAGGUAAAGGAAGAAGAGAGCUCCAAGAAAGAAACAACCAAGAAAACCAACAAAGCAUCAGCAACAGUGAAAGAAAAAGAGGAUGCAAGGAAAAGUGGUGCCAAGUCAAAGAAAAUCAAAGACAUGUCAUCAUCAGAUGAAGAUGAAGAUCUGGCCCCUAAGAAGAAAAAAAGGAGAAGAAUACAGCAGCCAGAGUCUUCUAGUAGCAGUGAGGAAGAAAUGUCUGAAGAUGAGAUGGUGAUCCCACCAACCCCACCCCCAGAGCCUCGUGCCCUCUCCCCCUCCCCUCCCCCGUCCCCUGAACCCUCCCCACCCCCCUCCCCACAACCGGACACCAAGUCCAGCAACAAGACCACAAAGACCACCAACGGUGGUGGUGGUGGAAAGAGGAGGAAACACAAGAGAAUCCUCAAGUCAAAACAGUUUGUGAACGAAGAUGGCUUCAUGGUAACGGAGAAAGUUUGGGAGAGUGAGUCGACAGAUGCCUCAGAUGUAGAGGCAGAUACAGUCAAACCAGCUGCAGUACCUGCCAAAACCAGUAGUCAGACCAAGCAAGCUUCUCCGGAGAAAAAGAAAGCCUCACCGAAAUCCACCAAACAAGCUGGUAUCAUGAGCUUCUUCAAAAAGAAGGCUGCUUGAAGCUUGUCUUUGUCAUACGAUACAAUGAAAUUUAUGUCAAAACAGUCAUUAAAUGUUCUAUUUUGGGGAAUAUAGAUUAACAGUAUAGAAGAGAAAUAGAUUACUGAAAUCCAUUGUGAAAGUCAGGUCGGUUCUUUUGACACAAUGUGAUCAUGAAAUCUGUGAUUUCUAAAAAAAAGAUUGGAAGAUUUAGGGAUGGAUGCAGGGUUGUAGCCAGCCUGAAAUCAUUUUCAGUCCCCUUGAUUUUGAAUGGGAAUCCUAUCGAGCACCAAAGGCAUGGUGUGACGUUGUGCGUCAUUUCUAGGGGGUCUGGGUCCCAGAAAAUUUUUAAAUCAAGACCCUCUGAAACACUUUUUCCUGCAUAUUGAGGUGCAAAAUUUGCUCGUAGACUAAGCUGUUCAAUGGCAUCUGUUUUGGUGAAGAAGAACACAUGGGUUUCAGUUUUUUUAGUAUCUUUACAUAUCAAUUUGUCUGUCCCAGGGGACGGAAUGGGGAAAACUUUUUUCAGUCCCCAGCUGCAAAAUUCCUUCAAAGGACUGAAGGACAGGUGCUGGCUACAACCCUGGAUGGAUGAAUAUUGAGCUGAAAUUUCACCGCUCAGAUAAAUGUAUUAAGUGUUCUUUUUUCAUCACUAGAACAUCAUAUUCAAUGUUGUCUAUUUAUCUAUAAUUUCAGGGGGUUUUCUAACAAUUUGUACUAACAAGGGCUGGUUGUGAUUACAGAAAGAAAAGGUGUACAUAACGAAAAACAGAUUUGGUGAGGUAUAAGUCAGGUAGUAAAGUCAAACAAAGUUAUAUAAAUCAUUUAUCUAUACAUAGUUUUGUCAGAAAGCUAACAAUUAGUCAUAUUACUCAAGAGGCUGUAUUGAAUUCAAAGAAAAGACACUUGUUUUGGGACUGUAGUAAUGUUUUUGGUCCAUCAUUUCGUUCAAAUUACCUAGAUGGAAUCGUGCCAUGUUGUUUGUCCUUUUAUAAAGUACCAUCUACAUGUAACAAUUUAGAUUUAAUUAGUCUUUGGUAUAAUGAUUAUCUCUGCAUAUAUCUAUUGCUGUACAUUAGAAACAGAGCCUCCUAAUAUCCUGUGUUGAUUAAACCAUGAAGCACUCA
Molecule: messenger RNA, 2713 nt
Organism: Branchiostoma floridae (Florida lancelet)
Lineage: Eukaryota; Metazoa; Chordata; Leptocardii; Amphioxiformes; Branchiostomatidae
Product: DNA polymerase delta subunit 3-like
Exons: 13
Coding region: 24-1607 (527 amino acids)
Biological process (GO): DNA strand elongation involved in DNA replication; DNA synthesis involved in UV-damage excision repair; nucleotide-excision repair, DNA gap filling
Cellular component (GO): delta DNA polymerase complex; nucleus
Molecular function (GO): DNA-directed DNA polymerase activity
Source: RefSeq, a predicted model, not a curated record